GGCUCUCUCAGUCUCUCUUCUGCAACUCUCUCUUUCUCUCUUCUGCAACCUCCUCUUUCACCACCUCUAGGCCACCAAAUGGCGAGCUGGGAGCAUCGAUGGACUCGUCUCCUCCUCCUUAUCACGCAUGUGGGAGUUGUUUGCGACGAUUUGGCCGGAAAUGUGGAGAUCGAAGCCAACAUUUUUACUGUAGCAAAUUGGUCAACGCCGAUUUCCGGCCACCUCCGGUCAUAAAGUCAGGUCCAUUAGAAACGCCUUGAGCCACUCUUCAUGCUCACCAAGUUUUAUAACCCACAUCGAAGCAUGGAGGAAGAAAGCAUAAUUGGAAAAUUUCACUGUACUUCGGAGUGCUUAAUUGUUCGGCCACUUCAAGGGCGAUGUACCGAGCUAUUGCUCGACGAAGGAACUCGUAUGCAUGGUCGUCUAAAUAGUACUGGUAAUUUUGUGCGCUUAAUUCAGGCGUACCAGCUGGACAUCAUGUUUCAUUCACCAUUGAUCAAGCUCCACUGACAAGUAAUGUUCAGAAGCUCAACCAUGGUGUCAAAGUCAUCAAGACCGCUACGCUUAAUGCUAACUAUGCCCCUAUCAGUACUCAGAUAAUGAUCGGGUCUAUUCUAAUUAGUUUGGUCGUUACACCACAUAAGCCCGAAGCCCCGUGCCUCGAGUCCCCACAACAAGUACAUCUACAAUCAAUGACAGCUACUAUAGCUUCUGAACCUCAGAUAGUCAAGUUCAUGUCAACCUCUGACAACUCAUCUGGCACACAGGACAAAGUUGUUAAGGCACACCACCGACAGAAUCUAUCAGUGGUCAACAAAACAGCCUCUACAACUGGAAAGUCCAAGAAAAUACGUAUACCAGUGGGGGCAUUCCAAGCACAUAAAUCAUAGGGGGCAUUUCCAGUUAACAUACCACAGGGGGCCUUCCCGGACUCUUCAGCAGAAUCAAGACCAUCUAUGGUCCCUGUUGUUAGUCAACAUACUCAAGCAUUGUUUGAGACAAAUGACGGCACAAAGCCUGAGACUAUGUCAGUUAUGGUCACAAACGCAUCAACAAUAGAAGAGCAGCUAGAAGAAAUGAAGAGAACGCUAGCUGAAAAAGAUGCUCAAAUAGCAGCGCCUGACUUCUCAAUUGGCUACUAUGGCCAACAUAAGCGAUCAUAAAAAUGAUGGAAAGAGUGAUCGUGAAAAGAACAUCGGAGGGCAUGGUUCCACAAUUGCAAGUCUUGAAGACAUAAAGACACUAAUUGCAGAAGGAAUCCGUGAAGUAUACACCUCCUCAAAUCCACAGUUCUCUGGGUACUUGAAACCCUACCCUGCUCAUUACGAUACGCUACCAUUCCCUAAAGGCUAUCAGAAGCCAACUUUUGACAAGUUCGAUGGAGUAGAUGGCUCUCCGCAUGAACAUUUGGCUCAUUUCUUCUCAGCCUGUAGGGAAACAUCACAGUUAGAUGCAUUGUUAAUAAGGCAGUUUGUUCAGUCCCUUAAAGGAGCAGCUUUUACUUGGUACAGUCAAUUACAACCAAGUUCUAUCCUCACAUGGGACGAUAUGCAAAGAGCUUUUCUGGCACAGUUUGUCAGCUCCAAAAAGAAAGUCUCGAUUAUCGACUUGGCUGACACUAAACAGAAUUCUGAUGAAAGCACUAAUGAAUUCAUUUCCAGAUGGAGGAGCUUAAACCUCCAAUGCUUAGAAAAAUUGACAGAGAUUUCGGCAGUACAAAUGUGCUCAAACAAUCUCUUACCAGAGAUAGCAACUUUUGUUAGCACCGCAGAACCUCAAACAUUUGAAGCACUAGUCUCAAAAGCUAGUAAUGUUGAAAGACAAGUUGCCCGUAAAAAGUUUAUGACACAAAGGGCAUCCUUUAAAGACCAUAGAGUUGACAAUACAGAUGAGUCGUUGGCAACCUUUGUCAAGACUGACAACAAGUCAAAUACAUGCAAAGGAAGAGAAGGGUCUAGAAAGCUCACCCUCAAAGAAAGAAAAGAAGUCAAAUACUCUUUCGAUGAUGAUGAUGUCGAACAUAUUUUCGGUGAGCUCAUCAACGCACAAGCUAUUGAGCUUCCUGAACCGAAACGACUAGGUGAAGUCAACAAUACCAACGACCCCAAAUUUUGCCAGUAUCAUCGAAUUGUAGGUCACUUAACAAGGGAUUGUUUUGUUCUGAAAGACAUAAUCCAAAAGAUGAUCAAUAACAAGGAAAUUGAGGUGGAGACAUCAUCGGCAGAGUGAAAUCCAAAUUUACCUCCGAACUUACCGGUCUCUCAAAAGGUGCUUCG
This is a messenger RNA of Rosa chinensis, 2276 nucleotides long. RefSeq lists its product as uncharacterized. The transcript has 3 exons. The record is from RefSeq and is a predicted model, not a curated record. NCBI's taxonomy places the organism in Eukaryota, Viridiplantae, Streptophyta, Magnoliopsida, Rosales, Rosaceae. The coding region runs from base 1141 to 2229 and encodes 362 amino acids.